AUGGAAGGGACAGCGACAUUGGUGAAGAAAAAGAGCAGUGGUCGAAAAAAGAUUGAGAUCCAGAAAAUUCAGAAGAAAACCAACUUGCAAGUCACGUUUUCGAAGCGCCGCAGGGGUUUGCUCAAGAAGGCUGCUGAACUAAGCGCUUUAUGUGGUGCAGAUGUUGCUGUUCUUGUUCAAUCUCCAGCAGGCAAAGUCUUUGCCGCCAGUGGCCGUGCCUCGGUCGACUCCAUCAUUGAUCGGUAUGUUGCAGGGAAGGCAUCAAGUUCUUCUUCCUGCAACGAUGUUGUAAAUCAAAUUGACUGUCAGCAGGAGGAGGAGAAGAUGUGA
Molecule: messenger RNA, 330 nt
Organism: Coffea eugenioides
Lineage: Eukaryota; Viridiplantae; Streptophyta; Magnoliopsida; Gentianales; Rubiaceae
Product: agamous-like MADS-box protein AGL62
Exons: 1
Coding region: 1-330 (109 amino acids)
Biological process (GO): regulation of transcription by RNA polymerase II
Molecular function (GO): RNA polymerase II cis-regulatory region sequence-specific DNA binding; protein dimerization activity; DNA-binding transcription factor activity, RNA polymerase II-specific
Source: RefSeq, a predicted model, not a curated record